Molecule: messenger RNA, 2851 nt
Organism: Cladocopium goreaui
Lineage: Eukaryota; Dinophyceae; Suessiales; Symbiodiniaceae
Source: the annotation of a GenBank genome assembly
GCCUGGGUUGCAAAGAUGGUGUCGUUUGGGGCAAGACAAUGUCAUUGAGUUGCAAGUGAGUGGAACAGAAUGGGUUCGUCGAAAACUUGCAGCACAAGGUUUGAUUCCAUGCAAACAACAUGAACAUUUGGUGACUGAAUGGAGUGAGAAAGCGGCUGAUGUGAAGUUUUCGGGUUUGCAACCUUUGUCACAUGUUUUUCAACCUGCCCCUGCGGUUCAAGUCAGUAUGAAGCAGGGCAAACAGCCUGUUGUGUUCGUGAUGCAAAGACCUCCUUUGGACGGAGGCAAAGCGUUGACAGCCGCUCGUGCGCUGACCAGAUGGCGCAGAAUGGUGGCACGAAAGUUCGAAAGGGCCGUUUGGCAUGCUUUUGGACAGCUCUUGUGGCUUGUGCAGCGGCCUUACCUGAGGUUCCUGCCGUAUCCGUACCAAUCAACAAGCUCUCCAAUUGUUUGGGCGGAACAAGCGGACUCAAUGGUGAAGUCAGGAGCUUAUGCAAGAAGGCACUUCCGCAGAGCCAAGAUCAACAAAGCCUUCACUCAGGUGAAUAUGCACGAGUGCAUGCAGCUGCGCAACCGCAUGGGCAUAGAGCAUUGCUUUGUGGAAGACCCCAUGCUGACUGGAAUGAUGGCAGCCCGAUCCAACAGGGGCCUCAACCUGAGACUUCGAGCUGGAGUGAUUGCAGAAGCCAAAGCCGAAGCCAAACACCUCAAAGACGAGAAGGCCAAGGUGGAAGCAGUCAGGUCGUUGAUUGGACCGAGAGGUGGAUUGCCAACUCUUCGCGACGAUUUGUUGCGCCUUGCAACUCUGCUGCAUGUGGAGAUCGCAGAUCGCGACACGACCGAGGUGCUCAAGACCAAGAUUCGUCCAGUGGUGGAAAGUUUGAAGGGUCCUCUGGCCGAAGUGAAGUCAAGCGGAUCUUCAACCGAGCACUUCGAGGUUGGCACUCCCACUGCGGCCGCAAAGGCCAAAUCAGCUCCGAAGCCUCAGCCAAUGGAAUUGCCAAGUCCAGUGCAGCCAGAAGCUAAAAUGUCGAACGAAGAGCUUCGAGCACUUUUGAAAGAGCAAGAGACCAAGUACACCACCAUGAUCAACCAGAUGUACCAGCACAUCAUGAUGGUGCAAAGCAAUGCUGCUUCAAUGAUGCCUCCCCUGACUAUGGGAGAUCUUCCGGAUGCACAGAUGGCUCCUCAAGGUUGGACAGACGAAGAGAUCCAACAGAUGAAUGCCGAAUGUCAGCUGGAGAUGGAUCGCCAAAGAUUCGAAGCUCAACACGGAGAAUUUUCCUCAAUGAGCGAUGCCCUCAGAGACGGCACCUUGAGCCUCUCCGAAGUGAGUUCCUCUAUGACAGGUGUCAAGCCUGGCCAACGGCAGCUGAUCUCUCAAGCUUGGGAGAAGCAUGUGGCAGACCGGAAGAAAACUUCAGUGACCAAAGCUCAGAUCAAUGAUGCCUUUGAAACUAUGUGGACGGCAGAAAUGGAAUCCUUCAUGAAUGAGACCUUCCUGGCCAACAUUCAUUUGCCCUCCACGACUCCUGCAGAAGCACAGAAGCGUGGACAUUGCACUGGUCCACCCAUGUCUUUGGAGACAGGCUGGGAUUUUCUGAAUCCAAUGCACCGACGGCAAGCCUUUAGAUGGGUGCGAGAGAACAAGCCUUUUUUUUUGGUUUUGGCAUUUCCUUUCAACUUUUGGACUUUGUUGCUGGGAUUGAAUCCUCCAAAAGAUCCUGAAGCUCACUAUGAGAAAGGCAUUACUCUCCUCCGUUUUGCAUUGCUGCUUGCUCAAGAGCAAAUCAGGCAUGGCCGUCACUACAUUUUGGGGAACCCUGCUGGCUCUAAGGCAUGGAAACUUCAGGAAAUGUUGGAAUGGUUGGAAAAGUUUAAAGCCUUGAUGGUGAAGUUCGAUCAAUGCAGAUUUGGGCUUCGUUGCGGUGCGACUGGACUUUUGCACCAGAAGCCGACAUGUUUGGCCACUUCUUCUCAGGCCGUGAUUUCAAAGUUUGUGAACAAGCGUUGCAUGCGCAACCACUUGCAUGCGCAGGUGAUUGGAGGUAGCAAAGUUACAGCUCCUGCGGGGCGGUACCCUCCUUUGAUGGCACGCGCCAUCGUUCAAGCUUUGGAGGAACAGUUUGAGUUUGAUUUUGGUCGGCAGUUGGCUGACAGUGUGAAUUUUCCAAGCCAUGGAGUUCAAGCUCUGGAAGAUGAACUCGAUGCUGAAGUGGAAGCUGCUGGCGGCAAUGUGCCGCAUCCUCCAGAUGAAGGUGAAGCCGUUAGAUUCUUGGAUGAUGACAGUGGCUCAGAUGUUGCAGUUCCAGAGCAUCCCAAAGCAAGCCUCGCUGUCAUGCAAGCUGUCAAAAGAUUGCAUGAAUCAACCGGACACAGAAGUCCGAAGCGUCUUGCAAGAGCUUUAGCCAUCAGUGGCGCUCCUGUGGAAACAGUAGUUGCAGCAAAAGCCUUGAAAUGUGAUGUUUGUGCUGAACGCCGCAAGGCAAAACCUCCAAAGCCGGCAUCAUUGCCGACACCCAAAGACACCAGUGACCAGGUCUUCAUCGACCUCUUUCAUGUGUAUGAUGCCGCAGACACCAAGUAUGUCAUUGUGCACAUGACUGACUAUACAUCCAGAUAUCAAAUGGCAGGUGUUUUGGAUGGAAAGUCUUCAGCCGAGGUGACGUCUUUCAUCAAGCAGAACUGGCUUCCAUUGAUGGGUCCACCACGUGUUUUGGUUGCUGACCAUGGGUGCGAAUUUGUCUCCCAUGAGUUUGAGACCUUUUGCGCUGGCCUUGGGAUCUAUGUCUAUUUUACUGGCAUUGGUUCUCCAAGAAUGGUGUUGCUGAGCGAUCUGGUGGCGUGCUGA